AUUUGGUCGCAUAUCAGUACCGUUCGAUCUAACGAUACUGCCAUGCCGUCAAGCGAAACCACCCCGUCUCCCGUCAUCUUUGACCGGAACUUCCUACAUGGUUUCGCAACGUCCGCCGUACAGAUCGAAGGAGGCUCGAAGGCCGGAGGAAAAGGACCUUCCGUCUGGGAUCGAUACUGUGACAAAGGUCAGAUCUUUGAUGGAUCGACGUGCAGGGAGGCUCGAAGCUCUUUUGUACUGUGGGAGCGCGAUGUCGAGCUUCUUGUGGCGCUCGGAGCUACAGCGUAUCGUUUCAGCAUCAGUUGGCCGCGAAUCAUGCCUACUGGCUCCCGUCACGACCCCAUCAAUGAAGCUGGAAUCGAGUACUAUUCGAACCUCAUCGAUCGUCUACUGUUCCACGGCAUUGAACCCAUCGUGACCAUUUUCCAUUGGGACACGCCCGAAGCCCUCGAUGCCAGCUAUGGAUCUUGGAGGAACCAUACCGAGAUGGUGCCCGACUUUACGGCCUACGCCCGGAUCCUCUUCGAACGCUUCGGCGACCGCGUGUCCAAUUGGAUCACCAUCAACGAGCCGAUUGCUGUCAAUUUUUUCGCCAACAUGGGUCUAUACAAGAACUGGGAUGCCAAGGCGGACGUAUGGAAGAGCGUCUACACCAUGAUCAGGUGUCACGCCGAGGUGUCGCAUCUCUACAAAACCGUCUUUCAAGCGGUCCAGAAGGGUCGCAUCGGUAUCACCUUGUCGGCGGACUGGGUCGAGCCCAUCGACUCGAGUGACCAAGCCAAGGAGAUGGCUCAGCGCAAACUCGACUUCUUCUUUGGUGUGUUUGCAGACCCGAUCUAUUUUGGAGACUAUCCCGAGAGCGUCAAGCAAGCUGUUGGCGAUCGUCUUCCGGCGUUGUCGUCGGACGACAAGGCGAAGCUCAAGAACUCUUGCGACUACUUCUGUUUGAACAGCUACUCCGCCUCUUGGGCUCUGAAGGGUCCUGCCAAAGAUCACCAACCGGGACCUUUCGACGACAUGUUCGGUAACACGCAUGACACGCAUCAUCAUCCUCUCACCGGCGAACCGAUCGGUAAUCCCGGUCAACCCUUCUUCCUGUUCGAUACGCCUUGGGGCUUUCGCAAGAUGCUCCGCUACGUGCAAGAUCGAUACCUGCGCCCGUGCAGGAUUCCGCUGUUCAUCACCGAGAACGGGUUCGCCGUCAAGGGCGAGGCGGAAUUGGACGAGACUGAGGCUAGGCGUGGGGAAGAUGCAGAGAGGGUGGCGUACUUCAAGGGGUACCUCGGAGAAUUGGCGGCUGCGGUUCAAGAGGACGAUCUCAGAGUUUGCGGAUAUAUGGCCUGGACACUGAUGGACAAUUGGGAGUGGAAGAUGGGCUGGACCUGUCGUUAUGGCGUCUCCUAUGUCGACCCGGAAACUCAGCAACGUGUGCCCAAGGCGAGCGCGAGGUGGAUUCAGCAGUUCUUCAGAUCGUCCGUAGCGAGAUGAGCAAAAGCCCUCUCGAAUGCAGUCGGAACGGCGCUUCUCGACGUGUACUUGACUUCGACUGUAGAUCGUCUUACAAACCUUCUGAUGUGUUGCUGGAAUGGAGACCAUACUUUGACCGUUAUCGAUUCGAUUUUCCCGCGGCCAUCUGUUUCAGCUUUGCGCGUUCAAAUGAAAGCGAAACCGAGCAGCGCAUUCCGUCGUUCGACCUCGUCGCUCUGCCAGACAGAGGUUGAGUCAUGG
Filobasidium floriforme is the source of this 1728-nucleotide messenger RNA. Its product is annotated as putative beta-glucosidase. NCBI's taxonomy places the organism in Eukaryota, Fungi, Basidiomycota, Tremellomycetes, Filobasidiales, Filobasidiaceae. The record is from RefSeq and is a predicted model, not a curated record. Gene Ontology annotation, molecular function: beta-glucosidase activity. The coding region runs from base 43 to 1488 and encodes 481 amino acids. Gene Ontology annotation, biological process: carbohydrate metabolic process. The transcript has 8 exons.